Labrus mixtus (cuckoo wrasse) is the source of this 1469-nucleotide messenger RNA. It is a transcript of the gene zc2hc1a, whose product is annotated as zinc finger, C2HC-type containing 1A. The record is from RefSeq and is a predicted model, not a curated record. NCBI's taxonomy places the organism in Eukaryota, Metazoa, Chordata, Actinopteri, Labriformes, Labridae. Bases 48 to 986 code for a protein of 312 amino acids. The transcript has 10 exons.
GUUACUGCUGGCCGUUGUAGACACAGCAGCAUAUCGUUCACCUAAGGAUGGAGGAAUUUGAAGACGCAGAGGCUCCUCCUGCAGAGGAUCUGGUCCAGUGCCACAUUUGUCAAAGAUCUUUUUUCCCUAAAGUCUUGGAGAAGCAUGUUAAAAUCUGUCAAAAGUCAGUAGUCAAAAGAAGGAAGACCUUUGACUCCAGUAGACAGAGAGCUGAGGGAACAGACAUCUCCGUACUGAAACCUAUCAAACCAAAGUCACACACUUCAUCCACUGAGAAAGCAGAACCCCCUAAGAAGCCAUCCAAUUGGCGCAAGAAACAUCAGGACUUCAUAGCUACCAUCCGGGCUGCAAAGAACAUCACUCAGGCUAUGAAAGAUGGGGGGCCAUUACCCCCACCUCCUCCUCCUACUUAUGACCCAGACUAUGUUCAGUGCCCUUUCUGUGAGCGGAGGUUCAAUGAGAGCGCAGCUGACAGACACAUCAAGUUCUGCCAGGAGAAAGCCGCCCGUAUGCCAAACAAGGGCAAGUUAGGAGAUGCAAAGAAGCCUCCUGCACGCACAGAGUCCAAGCCUCCUGCUUCAGUAAAGAAGAUGAACUCUCCUGCUGUGUCGACCAUCCCUUCGGCCUCCUCUCGUUUACCCCAGAGAUCAGGCCUUGGCCAGCCCUCUGGAAUCCCAUCUAGUAGGACCACUUCUGCAGGUAUAGUGAGGAAUAACCCCUCUGGUUGCGCAACCCCUCCGUCAGGUGUGGGAGGUAAGACAAGAGGAGUGGGCUCUGGCUACGGUCCUGUGAGGAACUCGCCGUCUGGGACUGCACCCAACAAGAAGAAAGUAGACACAUACAUAUCAAGGAAUGAUGUCGAUGGCAGUAUUGACAUUGCAAACGGUGGGAUGAAGAGCAAGUUCUGUCAUGCUUGUGGGACCAGAUUUCCUGUUGAGUCUGCCAAAUUCUGCUGCGAGUGUGGUGUCAAGAGGAUGUGUCUUUGAAGGAGCUUGGGAAAAAGUAAAUCAUGUGAACGCACCGGUACUCAAACUAGAAUCAGUUUCACCGAACCUAAUAUGAAUUGAAAAGUUCCUGUCGGUCUGUAUUUUCAUGCUUGACUCUAAUUUCGUAGCAGUUAAUGGAUCAUAUGAGACUGUGAAUUUUCUUUCAUAAUCGCUGGUUAGUCAUGGAAUUUGCUGGUCAACACACUUAUCCCAUAAACUUGUACUUUAGGUGUGUACUAAAAAGUAUAACUUUUACGAUGUUUAAACUGUAACCGCCCUACUCUGCACUAUAUUUUGCAUAUUGCUAAUAAGGAUUUUUGACUGUAUGCACGUGGAUUUCUGACAUGAGCUGAUCAGGGAAAAAGUAACGUACGGGUCAGGUUCAUGAUAGUAUAUGAAAUGAUUGACACAUAAAGAACAAACACAGCUCAUUAGGUUUUAAUAUGCACACUUCCAACUGUUGGAUACGCCCUCAACUAUGCU